This is a messenger RNA of Teleopsis dalmanni, 1757 nucleotides long. RefSeq names its product zinc transporter ZIP13 homolog (gene Zip99C). Gene Ontology annotation, cellular component: membrane. The transcript is spliced from 6 exons. NCBI's taxonomy places the organism in Eukaryota, Metazoa, Arthropoda, Insecta, Diptera, Diopsidae. The record is from RefSeq and is a predicted model, not a curated record. Gene Ontology annotation, biological process: intracellular zinc ion homeostasis; zinc ion transmembrane transport. The coding region runs from base 565 to 1623 and encodes 352 amino acids. Gene Ontology annotation, molecular function: zinc ion transmembrane transporter activity.
UUUACAACAUUUUCAUUACAAAUUUGUUCGUUGUCGUGUUUGGUAGCAAUGGUCUUGUAUUAAAAAUAUAUUUUAUAUUGUAAAAUUGGACUUCAAAAUAUUGCAAAAUUGCAAGUAUUUAAAAUUUAAUUGAAUUCGCAAACGAGAAAGCGGCAAUCAACUCAGUUUCAGUGUAAACUAGUAAGAUACUGCGUAAUAUUAUUGCUUAUACGUACAUGCGUGCAUACAUACAUACAGUAUAGAUAUACAACAUUAAUUGUUUAAAAUAACACAAGACAACAACAAAUACACAAAGACAAGCCAUUUUAUUUUGUUAUUGAUUUAGUUACGCUAACGGAUUAACAAUACAACAGUAUAAAGCAACAAAUUCUCAGAUAAUUAAAUUAUACAGAACUAUUACUUUGAACGGAACAUUGCUUGUAUGACAUAUCUGCAGUAUAUGUUGAUAAUAGAUGCAUAAUCGCUUAAAAGAAAUAAAAGAGAUAACACCCAGAAACGUUUCAAGACAAUCAUCUUAAAUUCUUCUAUAGAAGUUGAAGGUACAUCUAUACCAACAGCAUUAUAAUGAAUGUGACAGAAGGCUAUUUUGACGAACAUUUCAUCCAAAUUUAUACACAUUUAGUCCAUAACUAUGUGCCGGAUUUUUUUACAAGCUUUGAAUAUACUCCUUGGAUAUUUUCAUUGCUUGGUUCAGUAGUUAUAGGCUUAAGCGGUAUUUUACCACUACUCAUUAUACCCACGGAAGAAAAACUAGCCAAAGAAGGCUACAAAGAUCCUGCUGAAUCGAAGUUCCUAAAGGUAUUAUUAAGUUUCGCUGUAGGCGGACUACUAGGCGAUGUAUUUUUGCAUUUACUACCAGAGGCAUGGGAGGGAGAAAGUUUGAGCUCUACUUCUGGUCAUCACUCAUUAAAUUCUGGUCUUUGGGUACUUGCGGGUAUAUUGAUAUUUACAAUUGUUGAAAAAGUAUUUUCUGGUUAUGCAAAUGCAGACGAAGAAAACCCGCAACCAAAAUGUGUGGAAAUAGCGAAUUGCCUUUUGCGUAAAACAGGCGGGAAAUUCAUUGAGGGCGAAACAUCAGAGAAAUGCGCUGGUUCCUGUGAUAUUGAAGACGUGCCAAAUGGUUGUUAUUUGCGUGAACGUGAACAAAAGCAGAAAGAGCAACCAAAAAAAGUUGCAGGAUAUUUGAAUUUAAUGGCUAAUUCCAUUGACAACUUCACACAUGGACUAGCAGUGGCUGGUUCAUUUUUGGUGUCCUUUAGGCAUGGAGUAUUAGCAACUUUUGCUAUUUUAUUGCAUGAGAUUCCACAUGAAGUUGGAGACUUCGCUAUUUUACUACGUUCUGGUUUUAAUCGCUGGGAUGCAGCACGUGCACAACUUCUUACUGCUGGUGCAGGUUUAAUGGGUGCUUUGGUAGCCAUAGGUGGUUCGGGAGUUACAUCCGCUAUGGAAGCUCGAACUUCUUGGAUUAUGCCAUUUACUGCUGGUGGUUUUCUACACAUUGCUUUAGUAACAGUAUUACCUGAUCUAUUAAAGGAAGAGGAACGUAAGGAAUCAAUAAAGCAACUAGUUGCACUGAUAUUUGGAAUUGGAUUGAUGGCGCUUAUGACCGUAUUAUUUGAAUAAGAUAAAUUGCUUACAAAAGAAAAAAUAACUAUAAAAAAAUUCAGUGAGUGGUAGUGGUAGUGGGUGAUGUUUGUAGAAGAUUUAUUUUGUAAUUGCUGCGCAAUGCAAAACCGAAAAGUACAAAGUUCUGUUGU